AGUUGCUCAUAAAAUAAUAUUGAGCUAAAAUGGAUUUCAUUGAUUUAAAAAAAUUAAGCGAAAUGCUGAAUCCACCAAAUGAAAAUUCUUCGGACAGUGAAGAUGAUCUUCCAAAAUCAUCUUUAGUGCAACUUUGUAAGUCAAAAGCAGGAAAAGAUAUGACAAUCUUAACAAACGAAUCUAUAAAAAAAAUCGAGGAAAAAAAUCAAAAAAAAAUCGAAUUAAUAGAGUCGGAAGAAGAGAAAGCUAAGAACAUUUGGCAAGAGGAAGAGAUCGUAGUUGCUCCAGAAGCGAUUGAUGUCGUUUUAGACACUAGAGUUAGACCUGAAUAUGAUGUCAAGUAUCAACAAUAUGUUGGAACAGAAGAUGCGUUUUUACAAAUGGGUCCAAAGACUCCACUGACUUCCAGUUGUGAAGCGAUGGUGAUUGAAGUGAAAAUGCCUGGAGACUGUAUGCCAGGAAUUUGUACAGAUAUAACAGACGACGCUGUUGAUAUUCGCAGUCCUAAAUAUAGAUUGCAUGUACCUUUUCCACAUAAUGUGCACAAACAGAUGUCGAAGGCUUUGUGGAAUUCCUCAACCAAUAUUCUUACAGUAACUGUAUUCCUAAAACGUGAAUAUGAUGAUAUCAAUUUCUGAUAUGUAGUGCGAAAUAUUUACUUCUUAUUU
Molecule: messenger RNA, 668 nt
Organism: Melanaphis sacchari
Lineage: Eukaryota; Metazoa; Arthropoda; Insecta; Hemiptera; Aphididae
Gene: Dnaaf6
Product: protein PIH1D3
Exons: 3
Coding region: 30-638 (202 amino acids)
Biological process (GO): axonemal dynein complex assembly
Cellular component (GO): cytoplasm
Molecular function (GO): protein-folding chaperone binding; dynein intermediate chain binding
Source: RefSeq, a predicted model, not a curated record